ACCUAGACAACCUAGACAACAGUUGGCUGUCUUCGGCUACCCUCUAGUCUAUCCCUACCUGCGUACCUGCUGCCAUUAAUAUAGUCUCUCGCGAGGUCUCACGAGAGUAGCAUAGCGCCUUAGCGAUGACGGACGCGUCGGGCUUACCGGGCGCUACUAUGGGUCAGAGAGCAAUGUCGAGGCUGUUGCGGCAACGGGCCGAAGAGUUUCUCGCCUCGCGGAAACACGCCAAAGGAGCCUUGGAAGACAUAAUCGGCCAUUGGGACGAGUCCACCCACUCAUGCCUGCUAACGAUAGAAACGAUAUUCGUCAAGAUACUGAAACGCGGCGAUAUGUACCUCGAACGUUCGAUAACUCUUACCAUUUCGGAACCUAGUCCCGAAUCGCACUAUGUAACUUGGCUCAGAGAUCGCUACGAGGAAGUUUGGAAAAAGAUACUAGCAUCUAUAGAAAAGUGUCGAUCGACCAUUCAAUUGCAAGCCCUUAGAACUGCGAUAAAAUUGUUGACGGAAGAGGGUAAAGCGUCGUUGGAGCCACGCGACCAAUCAGGUUAUCACUUUCCUCACUUUCGUCUGAGGCUUAUCCUCAUGAAGCUGCUUUCAUCUCAAAAGGACAAUACAAAUUUAAUAUCGAGAUUCCAAGAGAUCACCGAAUAUCCCGAUGUUUUGUACUAUACGUGGAAAUGUCUACCCUCUCUUACCCUAAAGGGGCAACCGCAAGAAAUUUAUAUUAAGAAUUUAUUGGAACUUAUAGAUAAAAUACCACUGCCAAAAGAAGAAGAAGAAGAAGAUACUACAUUCACGUGGGAUCAGUCGACCGUUAAGCGUGCGUUAAACAAAGUCUGGGGCUGCGUUAUGCAUUGGGAACUGACGCCGCAGUUACACGAGCAAUUGUUACUGGUCUUGCUGGAACGAGUCAUGCCACAUCUAGAAAAACCGAUAUUAUUGACAGACUUCUUAAUGGACUCCCUAGAUGUGGAUGGUCCUAUCGGCGUGCUAGCUUUGCAAGGUGUAUUUGUACUGGUCACCAAGCAUAAUCUAGAAUAUCCAAAGAUUUUCACCAAGCUGUAUUCGAUGUUUGAACCAGAGAUUUUUCAUACAAAGUAUAAAGCUCGUCUGUUUUACUUGUCUGAUCUGUUUCUCAGCUCGACACAUUUACCGGAAGCAUUGGUAGCGGCAUUUGCGAAGCGACUCGCACGUCUAACGUUAGUCGCGCCGCCGGAGGAUAUCCUAAUAAUCCUCCUCUUCGUGGGUAACCUGUUGCUACGACAUCCGGGAUUAAAGAGAUUGAUCGACCAUCCACAGGGCGGCGAAGUCGCCUCUGGUGCAGGUGAUCCGUUCCUCAUGGAAGAACGCGACCCGUUACUGAGUAACGCGUUGCUCAGUAGUCUGUGGGAGAUCCGAGCGUUGCAAUGGCAUAUUCUUCCCAGCAUCGCCAGUGCAGCACGUUUCAUUCGAGAGCCGCUGCCCUCGGUUGAGUAUGAUAUGGCGUCUGCGUUGGAGCGUACCGGUGGCCAUCUUUUCGACCGCGAGUUGAAAAACAAGGUCAGAGAAAUCAUGUUGACAUUCGAAAGACCAAACUCCAUGGCGCUGUCGAGAGGAGAGAAACUGCUGCAAUAUUGGCAACUCACGAGCACGCAUUGAUCCCUUCCUUCUACACGCAGCGUGAUCGCCAGAGUGCAAUAUACGUGAGUGAGAAGGCGUCAUUGUCAAGCCUCGCGAUUCAGAUGAAAAAUAGACAUUUUGCGUUUUAUACAACGUAUCAAUGACGAGCGAAAGACGCGGCAGUGUAUUUUUCCGCGGUGUUGAACAUCUGUGCUUAAAAUAACGAGUUUGUACGUAAUUUCGAUUCGCACAAACGAGAAAAAGCUGCUUUUCGUUAUUCAUCUGAAUUAUACGUAAUACGAUAAUUUAUAUAUUUUAUGCGUAAACUAUUUUGUGAGACUUUCUUAUACCAUUCAACUCUUUCACUGUGUUCCUUGUACAACUUUAAUAAAAAUUGCUGCUGCCUUGUUACAGCAAACUUUUUGUCAAACUUGCCUAGAUAAAGUAGAAAGUCAACAUAUCGUAGGGACUUUGACAUAUCAUUGGUUUUUAUAUCUUACACAUAUAACAACGCAAGAAGAACGGGAAUAUAUAGAUAUCGAUUUAGCUAACAUCAGCAACCGCGGUAAUCUUCUGUUUCGACGUAAUUGACACAUUUAAUUUCACUACAAUGGUAAAUGAUUUACAAAAAAGGACUAUAGUUAUUCUUUAUUUUUAUAGUUUAAACUUUAAAAUAUAAACAUCGAAACGUAACGCCGUGCAAUAGAGUCUGUAUAUAAACGCAAAACUUAAUGUGUGUUGCAUAAUAUGAUUUGGUUUAUUUAUGACAUUCUAAACACUUUAUUGAUAAAUUAUAAAGAUAACACUAUAUAAUUUAUUUUUUGACAAUUAUUGAUCGAUGACGAAAAAGACAAGAAACAUUUUUGUUUAUAUUGAAAUAUUUUUUUAUUGAAAUCGGGGGGAGGGGAGAGGAGAGGAAGGGAGGUACAGGGAGAGAGAGAGAAGAAUUGAAGUAAACUAACCCGUUGCUUAUUCGGCAUAUUUCAAAACAGAAUUUGUAUAUAGAGUUACUUGUUAUAAUUUUAAUGUUUUGAAGAGAUAAAUCAAAACUUUUAAGCGGCGCAGUAAAAGAGUUGAAUUUCGUUCCUUCCAUAUUGCGAAGGCAAUAAAGUAACGAAAUAAAACCGUGCAUGAUUCAAUCUGACAUUCUAAAUAAUUUGCAUAAUUUGCAAAAUCCACAUAUAAAACACUAUAUCGAUUACAUUGAUUUAGCCUUCGUGAAUAGUGAAUAUGAUAUUUGUAUGCGCGCGUGAAAUACAAGAUAAUAAACUGAGAAUAUUUUAAUUUAACACAAAAUAA
Molecule: messenger RNA, 2903 nt
Organism: Formica exsecta
Lineage: Eukaryota; Metazoa; Arthropoda; Insecta; Hymenoptera; Formicidae
Product: nucleolar complex protein 4 homolog B
Exons: 5
Coding region: 126-1643 (505 amino acids)
Biological process (GO): ribosome biogenesis
Cellular component (GO): small-subunit processome; nucleolus; Noc4p-Nop14p complex
Source: RefSeq, a predicted model, not a curated record